Molecule: messenger RNA, 1272 nt
Organism: Solanum stenotomum
Lineage: Eukaryota; Viridiplantae; Streptophyta; Magnoliopsida; Solanales; Solanaceae
Exons: 2
Coding region: 1-1272 (423 amino acids)
Biological process (GO): microtubule-based process
Cellular component (GO): cytoplasm; nucleus
Molecular function (GO): RNA-DNA hybrid ribonuclease activity; nucleic acid binding
Source: RefSeq, a predicted model, not a curated record
AUGAAUUUUGGUGAGAAUAUGGAGUCAAAUGUUGAUUUUCACAUACAAGAUGAGGCAGAAAGGCUGCUUAAAGAGAUUGAUUUGGUGAUGAAGAAUGUUGAGAACUCUGAGUUCUAUGCUGGAAUGCACUUGGAUCUUAAACAGAAUGAAACAAUGCAAAAACAUUUCUUUCGCCUUUUAGGCUCCCAUUCACAUCUUCAGGUGGUAAUCUAUGGUUUGGGAAGCAUUGAAUACAGUUUCCAUUCACAGUUUCAGCUUGCUAUAGUUCUCCUACUAAAACGGGAUUUUUCUGAUUGGAUUGAUAGUAUAGUAAUAUACGAUCCCAACAUGUCUCUAGCUGAUAUCAUAGUUUUCAAAAAACUAGAUCUUGAGGUUCUCACCAUUGAUGAAAAUUGUAAGAGGAGAGCUCAGAGACCAACAAUGUUCUACAUGCCUGAUCCUUAUUGUUAUCAUAUUGGCAACCUCUUGGGAGCAAACUGGUCUUCAUCUUGUCUAAACCGGAUUUGUUUGCUGACAAACUCGUUCCGCGAUAGACUGACCAAUACGCCACGAAGUGGUCCUGAUCUAGAAGCAGUGAUACGCUUAGAGAGAAUUCUUCCCUUCACAACAGAAAUUGACAUAAAACUUAGUGACAGUCCGAUGUAUGCUAAUUUGUUCUCAGGAUUUGCCUGGCAUUUCUUUGAUGUGGAUACCAACAUUGACAUUGGCAAACCGGGAUGGUAUUGGCUGGAUAUUCAAAGGAAUCUUGAAGAAGAAUUUUUGGAAGAUAUGAAAAGCAACAUGACCAGUGAGGAAUUUGCAGAAAUUUGGGGUAUUUCUCGUGGGUUUCGUCGUUUAAGAUGCAACAACAUUCGUCCUCCUCCAGGCUGGAUUAAGCUAAACAUCUAUGGUAUUGGUAGAAAAGGUGAUCAGCCAGGACAAUAUAGUGGCAUCUUCCAAGAUGAAAAAGGAACGUGUUUAGUUAGGUAUAAGGGUGACUUUGAUGUUGAAGACAAUGUGAUUGCUGGACUAGAGGCCUUGAGGCUUGGGUUGGCCAGAUGCGUGGAAGGAAAGCCAAAUGCAGAGAAGUUGAUUGUGGAGUCAGAUGAUCUUACACUUGUCCAAUAUGUUAAUGGUCGCCCUGAGCCAAAUGAAAAGGCUAUGGACAAAUUGAAGGAAAUUUUUGUCUUGCUGGAACGUAUAACUUGUGCAACAGUUCACUAUAUCUACGAAGAAGCCAAUGAAGCUGCUAGGGAGUUGGCUCUGAGUGAUGAAUGCCCCAGUAAUGCAUAA